GCGUGCGCGCUGGGGCCCGGGACGGUCACGGCGGCCGCGUGAGGUACGGGGUUGUCCGCGCGCGCUCUUGCCACCGAGAGGGGCGGGGUGGGCGUGCCUCAGGCGGCGGCGGCGGAAAGAGCGCGGGUGCCCAGGCCCAGUGAACGGGGCAGGAUGAGCGGCAAGGACGGAAACGAGGAGUUCUACCGGCAGCUGCAGCUCCAGCAGCAGUACGAAGCCAAGCCAACCGAGGGCGAAGGCGAGGGCGAGUCCGACCCCUUUACCUACGUGGACCCGGCGGACGGGGCUGCUUACGAGUGGGACCUGGAGAAGAAGGCCUGGUUCCCCAAGAUAACAGAAGAUUUCCUGGCAACCUAUCAUGCCAACUAUGGCUUCCAUGCAGAUGAGACAGACACAUCAUCUGCUUCUGGUACAGCCGUUGAAAGUAAGCAACCAGUAAGUUCUAAGACAUCAGGAACACAACCAUCAGCAAAUGAAACAGGACGAAAACAAACGGAUCCAAAACAAAAAUCAGAAAAAAGGAAGCUAGAGCCAGGGUGGUUUCAUGUUGAAGAAGACAGAAACACAAAUGUUUAUGUGACAGGUUUGCCUCCAGAUAUUACAAAAGAUGAAUUUGUACAAGUCAUGUCAAAAUGUGGUAUCAUCAUGCGAGAUCCUCAGACAGAAGAACACAAGAUCAAACUGUACAAAGAUAAGGAAGGAAAUCUUAAAGGAGAUGGCCUCUGUUGUUAUCUGAAGAGAGAAUCAGUUCAACUUGCUUUGAGGCUUCUGGAUGAAGCAGAAAUCCGAGGCUAUAAAUUGCAUGUGGAAGUUGCAAAGUUCCAACUGAAGGGGGAGUAUGAUGCAAGCAAAAAGAAGAAGAAAUGUAAAGACUACAAGAAGAAGUUGUCUCAACAGCAGAAACAGCUGGAUUGGAGGCCGGAGAAGAAAGAUGGGGCAACUCGAAUGCGGCAUGAACGCAUCGUUAUUAUCAGGAAUAUGUUUCACCCCAAGGACUUUGAGGAGGACCCUUUAGUGCUAAAUGAGAUAAGAGAAGAUCUGCGGACAGAGUGUGAAAAGUUUGGUCAAGUAAAGAAGGUUCUCAUAUUUGAUAGGCACCCUGAUGGCGUCGCUUCUGUGUCAUUUAAAGAAGCAACAGAAGCUGAUCUGUGCAAGCUGACUCUAAAUGGAAGGUGGUUUGGUGGCCGUCAGCUCAGUGCUGAAACAUGGGAUGGUGUAACGGAUUAUCAGGUGGAGGAGACUGCAAGAGAAAGGGAAGAAAGGCUCAAGGUGUGGGAGUCAUUUUUAGGGGAUCCUGAUGCAAAGGAGCAACAGACUACAUCUGAUUCGGAUUCUGCGUCAAAUGAUGUUAAACUGCCCGAAGGGAAACAACCUCCAGAGGUUAAUGACACACCUAAGGAGGAUGCAAAUGAUGAAGCUCAUAAGAGGGAGAAUAGUGAUGAGGGUAUUAAUGAAGAUGGAGCUCCAUCCACAGACAGCAGCCUUGCAGGCAGUGAUGGUGAAGCUGAUACAUAACACCUUUAAUACUUUAUGAAAGCAUGAUUUUUAGGGUGAUGUUUGAGUGUAUCACUUUCUUCAGGGUGACUGUUGACAAUGUUCAUGUGAAUAUAGGCAUAUUAGAAUGUCAUCAACUGUGUGCUUUGAAGUUUUCAUUAAAAGCAGUAUUUAAUGAGGUUCUAAAAGUUUGUAUUAAUUGGCUGUUCAGGUAAAGAAACUCAAGUUGCCAAGAACGCAGUAAAACUCAUCAGGCUUCUUUUGUUCUAGCUAUGCUUGUCAGUGUUUCAUCAUGUGUGUGAGAAAUAUGUUCCAACCCUUAAGUUUAUGUAACUAUGUGUAGCUUCAGUAAUGCAAAGCUUUUACAAGAUUUGUGGAUUGUACUGUUUAUUUUCCUGUACCCCUUGGAACUCAGUAUUUCAAUAAUGUGUGUCCUGAUAUGUUGGAUCAUUUUAUGGAACAGGUGCUGUGAUACAUAUAGGGUGAAUGCAUUGGAUGCAUUGCUAUGUAUUAGAUGGCAGAUGAUGAAUAGUAUCAGGUCACAAGCUUAAAGAAAGUGGCAGACAGUGUUCACAUAGCAACCCUAGGGCAAACUGAGUGAAGAUAGGUUAUUAAAUCACAGCAUUCAGCAAAUUGUUUUUAUCCUUUCCCUGUUUAGAUCUUCUGUUGAUGUUGGAUAGAGGCUGGAAUUAUGUCAAGGAGACUAGAAAUGCAUGAACACUCAUAUUCUAGGCAGAUUGGUCUUAAACUCUCAUGGUCUGUGUGCAGUAGGUAUCAAAAUAGGCUUUGGAUUUUUGUGGUGGCUUUAUUAGUUCUUGCUUUUAUAUUGGAGUAAAGAGUUUUGUUUAAAUUUGUUAGCAUGAUGAAUGUGAGUUCUCAACAUUUUAGUUUAGCUCUGUGUACUCUUCACAGUGGGGAGGAUCUUCCAUACUUCAUAAAAUUUAAAUGGCAGCUCAAACUACAAAAGUUAGUAUAUUUUAAAAUACGCUUUCAACUAAUGCUCUUAUAUGGAAAAAGCAAAUGCUAAUCCUCUUCAAAAUAUUUCUGAAAGCAAGGACUUAAGAGAUAAUCUAACUUUAGAUAUCUUAAUAAGUGGCAGGCUUUCAAAAAUAACUGGUUGGAGCUGUUUUGGACAUAGUCAUUCUUAAUUUAGAAUUCCAUUAUUUUGAUAAGUAAGGAUAGAAGAACAUGGGUUUAGGCACUAAACAAUUAAAAAUUGAUAGCAUGCUGUCCAUAUGGAUCGUUACCAGUACACAUUUGCAAGGAUGAUCUUUUGAAUUUUUUAAAUUCAUAUUGGAUUACAAGAAACUAUAGAUGUUAAUUCCUGUAUUUCCAUCACGAGGUAAUCAGAAUACUCUGAAAAUGUUAUUUUCAAACUUUGUGCUCCGAGAUUACCAUACAGAUUUUUUCCUGAAGUCUGUAUGGUUCUCUAAGUUUAUUUUGUUGGGUUUUUUUAAUAUAUGUAGUCAAUAUGUGUGGGUGACUAUGCCAACCAGAGCAUCUCAGUUGUCAGUUGCCACUGUGGUUAUAAAUUACAUCUUUUUGUGACAGAAAUAGGUGUCAUAUUUGAAUUCAGAGGUUAAAAGUCUGGGGGCUCAUAAUACGCUAAUAUGACAAAUUUCCCAUUUUGAGUUGCAUUAUAAAGAAGAGAUACAGCUCUUGACAGCUAAAAUAAGUCCAUUUUCUCAUCUUUCCAAGUGUGUGGACCGUAUGUUUCAGCAAAGCAGGUGUUUGAAGAAUUCAGGGAAUCUGGAACACUGCCUGGUUAGUAGCUGCACAUAGUGGUAUAUUCAGAUACGUUUCUGGGUUGUGUUGAUUCUGCCUUAGUUAUUUUUAUUGGUAAUAAGCACCACAGACCUUUGAGAGCUGGAAGCGUUUGCAUAUGAGGAGUGUAAUUCAGUGUGGUAUUUCUUUCAGUGCUUCUUUUUUCUUCCAGCUUUUAGACUCCAGUCUUUAGAUCUCUUACUCUUGUGUUUUGUUUGCUUUUUUUUUUUAAGGGAGCCCAUUUGUGUAACACUACACAGUUAAAUCACCUGUUUUACAGUAGAAUGACAACUGAUAUAGGGAAACUUGUGGACAAAUAUAUAAAACUUGUAAAGUUCUGUGAAGCCUUAUCAUGGUAUCAGAUAUGGAAAACAAGGUUAGUGUUAAUGUUUGAAAUAAGACUUUGAAAAAUAAGGAAUUAUUGUAUGUGCAGUAAACCUUCCUCUCUCCAAUUAAUGUGCAAAUUUGACUGGCUUGCUGCAGAAGUCCUUUCUUAGUCCUUUCACCUUCUCCUUUAGAUUUCACACUAAGGUAGAGUACCAACAAAGACUGAGACCAAAUGCUUUACUGGCUUUCCUAUUAACUAGGAUUAUUAAAAAAUAAAAGCUCUUUUUCCAUGCAAAUACAGUGUUCUCAAGUGUGGCAUUAUACUCAAACUCGUAUUUUCCUUUUGUCUACCUCCGUUUUCUCCCGAGUAAAAUGUAAAAAAUAUAUUUUUAUAAUCUAUUAAUUGAGUUACUGAGGCAUUUAGUAGUCCAGAGAGAGGUUAAUGCAGCUGUGACUCUUUUCAGCAGAUUUUCAUUGAAACCAGAUUCUUCAGAUGUUUUCCUUUUUGAAAUUAUUUAUGAAAUUACUUUGAAUUUAUGAAAUUUUUAUAAAUCAAUCUGAACAAAAAUCAAAAAUUUUCACAGGAGUUAAAAUUGCUGUUUUGAAGUAUGAUUAUGAAAUUCUUAUAGUAUAGAGCAGUAAUGUUUAAUUAAGAAAUUUUAACAAAUCUGAACUAACAGAGUUGCUUUUUAAAUGCACACAUUUUUCUUACUGAUCAGCAUCAUACGUAAAGUGGUAAGAAAUUAAAACCUUAAAGGAAUUUUCACUUUAUUUGUUCUAUAAUUAAAAGGGUUUUCAAAUUACUUUUCUUGCUCAUUAGAAGUGACAAAAACAACCUUCUUGCUCAAUUUCUAAGGGUUUUUUAAGUCCUGUUCCAGUAUACUGCAUGUUCCUCCAUCCCUCUGCUUUUGGUGGGAGGUUCAUUUUAAGAGAAUCUGUCUCCUUUCCUCUGUAUACGAUGAAAACAGUAACUAGCAGCAGGCUGAAACAAUUUGUGGAUAACUAUUUUUGCUCAGUUUUGAACUAGAGAAAUAGUUGUUUCUACCAAUUCUCAGUGUAACAAAAUGGAUGUGAAGCCACUUAAAUACAAUACGACAGAGUAUUAACUGACCCUUUAAUAUAAUUUCACAGAAUCACUUUCUGAACUGUCCAAAAUCAUUGCUUAGCUUCAGGAUAAAUUGGUAGUUUGCUUCAGAAUCAAAUGCCAUUCAGUGGUUUGCUGAGAAGGAAUUUUUAUGGGGUUACAGGUAUUCACCAGAGAUGAUGUGGUUUGAGGCGCAUGGCCUUAGAGGUAGACACCUGGAAACAAAAAGCCUCAAAAUAAAAGGCUUUCUAGAAGGCUUUCUCUUUUUUUGCAGGUUCUCGAAUGUUCAUAUACAGGUGUAAAGAGAGAAUUAGUUUCAUUUUGCAUCAAAAUGUUUAUCUGUUUCUCCUACUGACUUUUAAAAUUUUUUUUAAUUGAAUUUCAGUCCCUUGUACAGCUUAGGUUUUGUAUAAGGAUUGCAAUUCACUUAAAAUCUUUAGUAUGUUAAAUGCAGUGCAUUUUAGCUAAAACAUAUCCUAGACAUUAUUCAGUUAAGGUUAACCUAUUAACAAUUACAAAUAAUUAAUUAGCUUAAUUCACUUAAUAAAACUUGAAGGUGUUGGAUGCUUCAUAGAAACCCAAACUUGCCUUUCUUCAGUAUUCAUACCUUGAAUUCUUGAACCUAAACCAAACCAAAUUUAGAAAAAAAAAAUUUAAAAUGCAUUCCUAUAGAUUUUAAUUGGAUUUUAACUUCUUGUUUUUAUUUCUGCAUUUGAGGAAACAUACUGCAGUAUGGUAAAUGAAUGCUGUGAGUUGUGUAUUUGUGUUGAUUUGACUUGUGUGUAUUUCAGAGCUCAUUAUAGUUUGACAUCUUACUGUCAGGAUACUCUGAAAGUUCUGUAAAAUAUUUAUAGAAUUAUGAAACCUUUUGCAGCAAACUGGUUUUUUGCUCAUUCUGUAAUAUGAAAGUAUAUUGUUAGAUUAAGCUUUUCAGUAAGUAGACUUGGAAUUUUUUCUGACAGGUGAUUUUUUUUCAAUAAAUUAACUGUUUUCAUUUAUCCCUUAGAAAAGAAACAUUAAAAAGCAAAUGGUAUUUGAAUAAUAUCUAAACUUGUGAUAGCAUCUGAGAAUACCCUUCGUUUGUCUUCAAUUUGUUUCUUAAAGGGGUUGUGUUUUAUACUACCUUUUUAAUAAACAAACUCAUGAACAGAA
This is a messenger RNA of Corvus hawaiiensis (hawaiian crow), 5821 nucleotides long. RefSeq names its product HIV-1 Tat specific factor 1 (gene HTATSF1). The record is from RefSeq and is a predicted model, not a curated record. Gene Ontology annotation, cellular component: U2 snRNP; U2-type spliceosomal complex. Gene Ontology annotation, biological process: mRNA splicing, via spliceosome. Bases 154 to 1515 code for a protein of 453 amino acids. The transcript is spliced from 9 exons. Gene Ontology annotation, molecular function: RNA binding. Lineage: Eukaryota; Metazoa; Chordata; Aves; Passeriformes; Corvidae.